AUGGAAGCUCAUACCACGGGGGGAACUGGCAGGGUGAUCCUGGCCUCAGUGUCGCAGAUAAUGUACCCAGUUGACUUGGAUUUGAUCCAUCAUCUCUUCUCCAGAUACGGGGAAGUCGAAAAGAUUGUGAGCUUCUACAAGACGCCUACUCUCUACCAGGCGCUGGUGCAGUUUGCGCGACCAGAACAAGCGCAAGAAGCCCUCGCCAAUCUCCACAACAGGAAUAUAUACGACGGCUGCAACACGCUGCAGCUUCAAGAAUCUCGACUUCCAGAACUGGUCGUCAAGUCGAACUGUGCAAAAUCGUGGGAUUACACGAUAAGCGCAGCCGGGCCGGGGGCUUCAAGAGCAUCCUUGCUGGAGCAUCACCCCCAGCAGCAGCCUCAGCACGCUGUACAUCCAGAGAUGCAUCACCAUCCACAAGCAGCAGCAAGGGGCAUGUUCACGCCAUAUGGCGGGGUUAGGCCAGUCCCCCAUCCCCCCGUCUGCUUCCCUCCUGAGCGUCUGCCUCAAGAACUGAGAGAAAUGGAUUUUGACUUUGCCAACCCCUCGCAAACGCCUGUGGUUAUCGUCUACAACAUUCCCGCGUCUGUCAACAUCCAGAUGUUGUUCAAUCUGUUUAGUCUCUACGGGAUUGUUUUGCGGAUCAAGAUUCUCAAGGAGCGGCCGGAUACUGCCCUCAUUCAGUAUGCUUUGCCGUUUUACGCAACGAUUGCGCAGUGCCUUAUGAUGGGAGCUGUAUGCGAAGGCCAGGCUCUCCAGGUGACCCUCAGCAGAAACAAGGAAGUUCGUCUUCCCUCCUCCGCAGCGACGGCUUCAGGAGACUCUACAGGAGUGGAAGACGAGAAACGAACUGUUGCUUUCAACAUGAAAGAUCAGAGAUACGGGGGCGAAGACGUUGAGAAAUACGUCAAGGGAGCAUGCAGACCUACCAAGACCGUCUUCGUGGCGAACGUGAAUGAGGAAGCGCAAGCGGAGGACGUGGCGGCGCUCUUCAAGCAGUACGGUCAAGUCUUGAAGAUCACGUUCAAGAAGCCGAAGAACGAAACAAGCAGAACAAAGCUCUGCAUCAUGGAAUUCGAAUCUGAAGAGAGGGCAUUGAGUGCAGUGAUGCAUCUGCACAAUUUUGAGUUCAUGGGGAGGUCCCUAAAGGUCGCCUUCUCCAAGAGUGUUAUUUAA
Molecule: messenger RNA, 1179 nt
Organism: Cyclospora cayetanensis
Lineage: Eukaryota; Apicomplexa; Conoidasida; Eucoccidiorida; Eimeriidae
Product: polypyrimidine tract-binding protein homolog 3
Exons: 6
Coding region: 1-1179 (392 amino acids)
Biological process (GO): regulation of RNA splicing
Cellular component (GO): nucleus
Molecular function (GO): mRNA binding
Source: RefSeq, a predicted model, not a curated record